UUCAACGUACACCGUCACCCGACGUGGAUGCGCGCGGACGGUCGGCCCUUGGUCUCCCUGAGCGCUCGCCGGGACUUGGAAGAGUGGCGUCACGACAGGGAUCGUAUGAUCCGCCGCCAGGGUUACGCCACGUUUGCCCGCAGACAUGUCGACGCUGUCGUUAGUCACGAGAACUGGACGGACGAAAGUGGCAACAGCUCCCGGAGCGUGGACAGCAUCCUACACCACAUCAUCACCACGGAGGAAACUGUGCUUGGCCUUUCGUCGGCGAUUCCCGAAGAUGAUCCGGACCGGUAUUACGUCAUCGUCGACCUUUCACCCCAGAACGGCUCGUUUUCGUCGACGAUUGCGUCACCGGAAGCGCACGUCAUUCGCGAGACGGCCGUCGGGCAUCCGGCCACGCUGGCGUACAAGGACUUCCUGCAGACCAGGGUACCUGCUACAGAGCUGGCCGACUACGUCACGUGGGAGGUCGUACGACAACUCGGUCCACUGGCAGAUCAGCAGCUGUCUCACGGUAGCGUGGAGGGCAAAUGCUUCGACGCCGUCUACCACUUGAUGCCUUACCCUAGCGUGCUGCCCUACAUGGAACAACUGGAUUCGACCAAGGGAUGGGAAGAGGCGGAGCUAGUGUUUCGUGACGUCACCGAGUCUCUCAUCCGCUUCAUGAAGAGACGAGGCUUUGAACUUCCGUUCCCCAAUUCCAGUUUUGUCCUGGACCUUCCCACUGCGAGCCAGUUGGACGCCUUCUAUGGUGAACUCUCGCUGCACGAAACACCGCAGCAGGAACAGCCUUUUCUCGAGAGGUACCUGUCCAUACUGUCCCGCGUCCGCAGCAAGGAGAUCUUCAGCAUCGCUCAUGGAGACACUGCGUUUACCUACCCUAUGCCCCCUCCACCGACUGGAAAAGCGCAGGUCAGCGCGAAUGGCAAGAGCCGCGCACCGCUGACGUGGCUGCUGCCGCCACGGUUCGGCGCUGAUAUGCCUCCGGCGCUCAACGACGGCGGACUGGGCAUAGACCUGGCGGCGUCCGUGACGAAGUCCGCCUACUUGGACCACUCGUGGCUGGACUGUCUCGCGAGCUUCGAGCCCCGAGCCGACAUCCGGGGGGAGGACUUCGCAUUGGCUCGCCUCGCCCUCGUCGCCGAGGUCGUGGAAGAGUUUGUCGACCUGCACUCCGAGCUGGCGACGCCGCUGAUGUUGCCGGCCUUGGAGUCGCUGAGCGACGAGAAGCUCUUCUUCGUCGGUGGCUGCAUCGGGCUGUGCGCCAGGGGCGACCCGCAGGCGGCGCACAGGUGCAACGUCCCGGCCAGGAACCUUCCUCACUUCGCGGCCACCUUCGAAUGUCCGACGGGGUCUUACAUGAAUCCCCAGCAUCGCUGCCCUUAUCCUAACAGGUCGACGAGUGCAUAGUGACUGAGAACGUGUAGUUAGAGCUUGCCCGUCAUUCCUGUCGGGGACAGUCGCAAGUGUGUUAAUAUAAUUUUGCAUUAAGUUACUUAUGUGUGCAUUUAUUUCGUAAGCAAGCUAUAUCAAUGGGAAUUAAUGGUAACAACAUCGCUUCUACUUUAAGAGCACACGUAUUGUAGCAAAACAGACUAAUGGGCUAGCCGGCUAUCCAUGAACACUAAAAAAGUAUAGCGCUGAAAAACGAUACAGAAAAGGCAAGCAGACAACGGAAUGGUGCUUCUCUUUUCUGUGUUCGUCUUUUUUUAGCACUGCACUGUUAUAGUGUAAAAUGUAAAAUUUCAGAAAGUCUUAGAACUCUCAAAACGAGUCCCAUGACCCAGUGGAAAUGAUCACAAAGCAGUAACCAAUGUUAUCUAUUAAAAACAUAUCGACAUUGCAACCCUGAGUUUCUCAUUUAUUCUACGAUGCGACUUGCCAUGGUGCUUCGCUGAUCAAUGAUGUCAGCGACGAUGAGAGCCGAUAAUCUUUUAUUGCGUAUUAUUUUUGUACGGGGCGGUCUUAAUUCUUUGCUAGCAGGAAAUGCUUUC
Messenger RNA from Rhipicephalus sanguineus (brown dog tick), 1997 nucleotides. RefSeq lists its product as uncharacterized. NCBI's taxonomy places the organism in Eukaryota, Metazoa, Arthropoda, Arachnida, Ixodida, Ixodidae. Gene Ontology annotation, molecular function: metalloendopeptidase activity. Gene Ontology annotation, cellular component: plasma membrane. The record is from RefSeq and is a predicted model, not a curated record. The transcript has 5 exons. Gene Ontology annotation, biological process: protein processing. The coding region runs from base 28 to 1413 and encodes 461 amino acids.